This is a messenger RNA of Prunus avium (sweet cherry), 3538 nucleotides long. RefSeq names its product autoinhibited Ca2+-ATPase 1 (gene ACA1). The record is from RefSeq and is a predicted model, not a curated record. Gene Ontology annotation, molecular function: P-type calcium transporter activity; ATP binding; calmodulin binding. NCBI's taxonomy places the organism in Eukaryota, Viridiplantae, Streptophyta, Magnoliopsida, Rosales, Rosaceae. Gene Ontology annotation, cellular component: plasma membrane; intracellular membrane-bounded organelle. Gene Ontology annotation, biological process: calcium ion transmembrane transport.
AAGAAAAAAAUCAAAAUCAAAACAGAGACUAAAGACUAAAAAAGACGAUUCGAGUUACUGUUGGUAAAAGUUUUUGUUCCUCUGGUUCGGCCUGCCUUUUGAUUCUUUGGUGGUGUGUUUGAGUAAAGGCUAGGGUUUCUGUGUAUAAAAUUGUGUAUAGAAGAAGAGCCGGAGAGGUCGCGUUUGGUGAAGCUGCGAAGCUGAGAUGGAGAGCUAUUUGAAUGAGAACUUUGAUUUGAAGGCGAAGAACUCGUCGGAGGAGGCGCUUCAGAGAUGGAGAAAGCUCUGUUGGAUUGUGAAGAAUAAGAAACGGAGGUUCCGCUUCACUGCUAAUCUCCCCAAGCGUUUCGAGGCUGAAACUAUUCGACGCUCCAAUCAGGAAAAGUUUAGAGUUGCAGUUUUGGUUUCACAAGCUGCACUUCAGUUUAUCCAAGGCUUAAGUUUUCUCAGUGACUAUACUGUACCUGAGGAAGUCAAAGCUGCAGGGUUUCAAAUUUGUGCUGAUGAGUUGGGCUCGAUUGUUGAAGGCCGUGAUGUGAAGAAGCUGAGAAUUCAUGGUGGUGUUGAGACUAUCACGGGCAAGCUUGGAACAUCAAGUGUCAAUGGAAUUUCCACUUCUGAGCAAUUGUUGAGUCAAAGAAAAGAAAUUUAUGGAAUUAAUAAAUUCACUGAAAGACCAUCACGCGGAUUUUUUGUUUAUGUGUGGGAAGCCCUUCAAGACACUACCCUCAUGAUACUUGCAUUUUGUGCCUUUGUCUCUCUGCUUGUUGGGAUAAUGACAGAAGGAUGGCCGAAGGGUGCCCAUGAUGGACUCGGAAUUGUUGCGAGCAUUUUGCUUGUUGUAUUUGUCACUGCAACUAGCGAUUAUAAACAGUCCCUGCAGUUCAAGGACUUGGAAAAGGAGAAGAAAAAAAUUACUGUUCAGGUUACUAGAGACGGGUUCAGACAGAAGUUGUCAAUAUAUGAUCUACUUCCUGGUGACAUUGUUCAUCUGUCUAUUGGGGAUCUGGUCCCAGCUGAUGGACUCUUUGUUUCUGGGUUUUCUGUGCUGAUAAAUGAAUCUAGUUUAACUGGAGAGAGUGAACCGGUCAAUGUCAAUUCUGUGAAUCCUUUCCUCCUAUCAGGAACUAAAGUUCAAGAUGGAUCAUGCAAGAUGCUUGUGACUACUGUUGGAAUGAGAACCCAGUGGGGUAAACUGAUGGCUACCCUCAGUGAAGGAGGAGAUGAUGAAACUCCCUUGCAGGUCAAACUAAAUGGUGUGGCAACCAUCAUUGGGAAAAUAGGCCUGUUUUUUGCUGUUGUGACAUUUGCCGUAUUGGUUCAAGGAUUGUUCAGCCGCAAGCUUCAAGAAGGAUCUCACUUGAUAUGGUCUGGAGAUGAAGCAUUGGAAAUCUUGGAAUUUUUUGCCAUAGCUGUUACAAUUGUUGUUGUUGCUGUUCCCGAAGGCUUGCCUUUGGCUGUGACAUUGAGUCUUGCUUUUGCCAUGAAGAAGAUGAUGAACGAUAGGGCACUUGUCCGGCAUUUGGCUGCUUGCGAGACAAUGGGAUCAGCCACAACUAUCUGCAGUGACAAGACUGGGACACUAACUACUAACCACAUGACUGUUGUGAAAGCUUGCAUUUGUGGGAAAAUCCAAGACGUGGGAACCUCUAAAGGAGCUUCUAACUUGUCCUCUGAAAUUCCUGAUUCAUCUUUUAGAGUUCUGCUCCAAUCUAUUUUUAACAACACAGGAGGAGAAGUUGUUACAAACAAAGAUGGAAAGAUUGAGUUAUUGGGAACACCCACUGAAACCGCUAUUUUGGAAUUUGGGAUGUUGCUUGGAGGCGAUUUCAAGGCAGAACGACAAGCAUCAAAGGUUGUGAAAGUUGAGCCCUUCAAUUCUCUGAAGAAGCGAAUGGGUGUUGUUCUAGAGCUUCCUGAAGGUGGCUUCCGUGUGCACUGUAAAGGUGCAUCUGAAAUAGUUUUAGCUGCAUGUGACAAAUUCUUGAGUCCAGAUGGCAAGGUUGUUCCCCUUGACAGAGCAUCCAUCGAUCUUCUGAAUGGCAUCAUUGAACGAUUUGCUAGUGAAGCCCUUAGAACUCUCUGCCUAGGGUACAUGGAGAUUGGAAACGAGUUCUCUGCUGAAAGUCCUAUUCCUAGCUCUGGGUAUACAUGUAUAGGCAUUGUGGGUAUCAAGGAUCCAGUUCGUCCUGGUGUCAAGGAGUCUGUUGCGAUUUGUAGGUCUGCUGGCAUUACUGUCAGGAUGGUAACUGGAGACAACAUAAACACUGCAAAAGCAAUUGCAAGAGAAUGUGGAAUUUUGACUGAUGGGGGUGUGGCAAUUGAAGGCCCUGAAUUCCGUGAGAAGAGUGAGGAGGAAUUACAAAAAAUUAUUCCAAAACUUCAGGUAAUGGCUCGAUCUUCACCAAUGGAUAAGCAUACCCUUGUAAAACAGUUGCGCACCACUUUUGAAGAAGUUGUUGCUGUGACUGGUGAUGGUACAAAUGAUGCUCCAGCGCUUCAUGAAGCUGAUAUAGGACUUGCAAUGGGCAUUGCUGGAACUGAGGUGGCAAAAGAAAGUGCUGAUGUGAUAAUUUUGGAUGAUAACUUCUCUACAAUUGUGACAGUGGCCAAAUGGGGGCGUUCAGUUUACUUAAACAUACAGAAGUUUGUUCAGUUCCAGUUAACAGUCAAUGUUGUCGCCCUUGUUGUUAACUUUUCUUCAGCCUGUUUAACCGGAAAUACUCCCCUUACUGCUGUUCAGCUUCUCUGGGUCAACAUGAUCAUGGACACUCUAGGAGCCCUUGCAUUAGCCACAGAGCCUCCUAAUGAUGAUUUAAUGAAGAGAACACCGGUUGGUAGGAAAGGGAACUUCAUCACUAAUGUGAUGUGGAGGAAUAUCAUAGGGCAGUCUCUGUAUCAGUUUGUGAUAAUAUGGUUUCUACAGACUAGAGGAAAAGAAACCUUUCAUCUGGUUGGCCCAGAUUCUGAUUUGAUUUUAAACACCCUUAUUUUCAACUCAUUUGUGUUUUGCCAGGUUUUCAAUGAGAUCAGCUCUAGGGAAAUGGAGAAGAUAAACGUCUUCAAAGGGAUAUUGCAGAACUAUGUGUUUGUGACUGUGCUUUCAUGCACUGUUAUCUUUCAAAUCAUAAUCAUUGAGUUCCUGGGCACGUUUGCAAGCACAUCUCCUCUAAGUUUGCAGCAAUGGUUCGUGAGCGUUUUACUUGGGUUCCUUGGCAUGCCGAUUUCAGCAGCUCUGAAAUUCAUCCCUGUGUAAUGAAACAGAUCAAUCAAAACUUGAAAAGGUACCUGACGACUUGCCGAUGGAUGGAGGUUUUGUUUGUGGGAUCAUUUCAAAGAUCAUUAUCAUUCUUUUGAUACUGUAAUAUCAUUCAUAUAAGGGGGUUUUUAUUUUAUUUUAUAAUUUGGGCUCCUAUAUUGGGUAUAAUAGUGAAUCUCCCAAGAUAUAAUAUCCUCAACUUCUGAAAAGAGGUCAGUUUUUGUAAACCUGAUGUGUGAUAGCUGUUCUAACUUCUAACUAUUGAAACGUUUAAGGAUU